Molecule: messenger RNA, 1999 nt
Organism: Punica granatum (pomegranate)
Lineage: Eukaryota; Viridiplantae; Streptophyta; Magnoliopsida; Myrtales; Lythraceae
Source: RefSeq, a predicted model, not a curated record
AUGUAAGAUGGCCAAGAGGCCCAACACAUGCCUACUCAAGGGAUGAAUCAGUCCAAGGCUGAGUCCUACCUUUGGCGGCCAAUGCCAUGGUCGAUGACUGGAUAGUCGAUUCCCUGGUUCAAUAACAAGGUAUUAGUUGGUUGAGUUUGUGCGGUUCAGAGACAACCAAGAAUGUCCGUGCUGUAUGUCGUCACCGGGGGAGGCGGAAUUGCAAAAUUCAGCUGCUUUCUAUGAACCAAAUAGGGAAUUUUAACAUGACUUCGAGUAAUGAUAUUGCUUGUAUGUUACAACGGAUUAGACAUUCUUUGUACAAGCAAAGGGGAAAUGCACACCACCAGGCUGCUAACAGCAGCUCAUUACCAGCCCUGGCCCGAGACACGUUUCGCCCCCACGACCAUGGAUCACACUCAAGUUCUGCCCAUGAUACUGCAGCCUGCAAAGUUACUUUCCACCCCUACGUGCAUAACACUGUCCCAACCCCUGAAUGGAGGAAGAUCAGUACAGAUGCAGCAUGGCGGGAUCUCACAGCUUACGUCGCGGGGGUGGCACAAAAUCAAAACGGUGACAUCAUUAACUCAAGGUGUGCCGCAGUCUUCGCUGGAACAUCUCUCCAAGCCGAAGCCCAGAAUAAGGAAGCUUGAGUUCUACAUCUGUGGCAUUCGGUGAUUUUUUCAGAUUGAUCUUCCGGAAGACGAUGAGAUGCAUUCAGAUGGAGCCUUACUUGAUGCCGAAGAAGUCGAAUUUGAGAAUCUCUCAGGAGAAGCUGAUGGGAGUGUCCUGUCUGAGACAUUGUCUCAGGACAACAGUGGUGAGGAGAUAGAUCCCUCGAGAACUGCCGGUGGUGGUGAUGAAGAUGUUGCCGAACAAUCAGUGGGAGAACUCGAGUACGAGGAAGAUCAGGACCGUCUUUCUGAGCUGUCAUCUGGAGAGCUUGAUGAUUUGGAAAUCACCAGAAAUUCUCCAGGAUCAUCUAUUGGGCAGGCUCAGAGUGCAUCCACUGAUGAACUUUAUCGGUCCUUCAAUUGCGGACCUGAUGUGAAAACUUAUACAGUGACAGGAGUGGGCCUACAAUAGCUUCUGGAGCUCAUCGAUGGAGGCGCAGCACGAGAGAGACAAGUCCGAGCGAGUAGUGGAAAGGGGUGUUUUCGAUAGAAAAUGGAGACCACCCUGAGAAAACGAUGCAGGCAUUGCAGUUGAGUGGUAACUCCAUUGGUGGAAAGGAAGUCAAGAGACGCAACAGUGGAGACGAUCGGUUGUCUGUUCUGGAGGACUCAUGACAGUGCUCAGGAGUUCGUCUCGGCCGGGCAAUGGACAGAGGACUUAUGACAGUGCUGGUUUUGUUGCUCGUGUUGGACGUCAUGGAAUGUUGGGAUAUGAAAUUCUAGCAAUCUACCAUCGGUUAGUUCCAGGCUUGCAGUUGGUGAUGACUCCGCACUUCCUGAAGAAGGGAAAUCUUCUCGUUGUUGACAAAUUCAUGCGGGAACUAAUAACGAUUCAUAGGGCGACAUGUAUACAGAUUUUGGACUGCAAUUAUCUCAAGGAGAAUGUUGGAUGCAUCUAACAUCGAACAUCGAUUGUGGGACAUAAUGGAGACCCAUCAGAGACCAAUCACUGAAUUUUCGAGUCUCUCUGUUUUUUUUUUGCGAGUCAGUGAGUUUCUCCUUGAUAUGGUGCUUAUGCGACAGACAGUGAAUCCACAUUAGAGACCCAUUGAGAGACCUUCAUUGUACAUAGUCUAAUGGCUUUGUCGACCUGACCCCUACUUAUUACUAUCGUGCUCCACUUGUCACGAUGAUGAUUCGUAAAUGGAAUCAAAUUGGUCCUUAUUACUCUCGGAAAUGGAAUGGAAGAUGGGAGGAGAUUCUCGAAUGAGGAAAAGGACCCAAUGACUCAAUGAGACAGGGUUUGCCGACCUACUUGGAAGGGCAAAAGAAAGAAGACCAUAACGGGAUCAUAUGUGUGGAAGAAUAUUUUAUAGUGUAAAACCCUUCGUUGAGAC